CCGGGCUUCCGCGGCGCUGCUCUGCGACUCGCCGUCCCCGCCAGGCUUCCCCGUCCAGCCCGGUGUCCGCGUGCGCGUCUGGGCAGCGCGGAGCUUGCUGCCAUGAUGAAGCCAGCGAGGACUAAAACACCCAGGAAACCUGUAGGGAAGAAAGGAUCCCAAACGAGUCUUAAAGACCCAGUUGGGGUAUAUUGUAGGGUGCGCCCACUGAGCUUUCCUGAUCAAGAAUGCUGCAUAGAAGUGAUCAAUAACACAACCGUUCAGCUUCAUACUCCUGAGGGGUACAGACUCAACCGAAAUGGAGACUAUAAGGAGACUCAGUAUUCAUUUAAACAAGUAUUUGGCAUUCAUACCACCCAGAAGGAGCUCUUUGAUGUUGUGGCUAAUCCCUUGGUAGAUGACCUCAUUCAUGGCAAAAAUGGUCUCCUUUUCACAUAUGGUGUGACGGGAAGUGGGAAGACUCACACCAUGACUGGUUCCCCAGGGGAAGGAGGGCUACUUCCUCGUUGUCUGGACAUGAUCUUUAACAGUGUAGGGUCCUUUCAGGCUAAAAGAUAUGUUUUUAAAUCUAAUGAUAGGAAUAGCAUGGAUAUACAGUGUGAAGUUGAUGCCUUAUUAGAACGGCAGAAAAGAGAGGCCAUACCCAACCCAAAGACCCCUUCUAGCAAAAGACAAAUAGAUCCAGAGUUCGCAGAUAUGAUAAACGUUCAAGAAUUUUGCAAAGCAGAAGAAGUUGAUGAGGAUAGUGUCUAUGGCGUAUUUGUCUCUUAUAUUGAAAUAUAUAAUAAUUACAUAUAUGAUCUACUGGAAGAGGUGCCGUUUGAUCCCAUAAAACCUAAGUGGAACAGUUGCGGCACACCCAUGAGGAACACAGACUUUGUACCUCUACAAUCUAAAUUGCUUCGUGAAGACAAGAAUCAUAAUAUGUAUGUUGCAGGAUGUACAGAAGUAGAAGUAAAAUCUACUGAAGAGGCUUUUGAAGUUUUCUGGAAAGGCCAGAAAAAGAGACGUAUUGCUAACACACAUUUGAAUCGUGAGUCCAGCCGUUCCCAUAGUGUAUUCAAUAUUAAAUUAGUUCAAGCUCCACUGGAUGCAGAUGGAGACAAUGUCUUACAGGGGUAUUUAAGCUGCCUCCAGAGCCUUAGUGUCUUCGGCCGUCAGAAGGAAAAAGAACAAAUCACUAUAAGCCAGUUGUCCUUGGUGGAUCUUGCUGGAAGUGAAAGAACUAACCGGACAAAAGCAGAAGGGAACCGAUUACGUGAAGCUGGUAACAUUAACCAAUCACUAAUGACGCUAAGAACAUGUAUGGAAGUCCUGAGAGAGAACCAAAUGUAUGGAACUAACAAGAUGGUUCCAUAUCGAGAUUCAAAGUUAACCCAUCUGUUCAAGAACUAUUUUGAUGGGGAAGGAAAAGUACGCAUGAUCGUGUGUGUGAAUCCAAAGGCUGAAGAUUAUGAAGAAAGCUUGCAAGUCAUGAGAUUUGCAGAAGUGACCCAGGAAGUUGAAGUAGCAAGACCAGUAGACAAGGCAAUAUGUGGUUUAACACCUGGACGGCGAUACAGGAACCACGUUCGGGCAGGUCCAGUUGGAGAUGAACUGUUGGUUACAGAAGUGGUCUUACAGAGUUUUCCACCCUUGCCGUCCUGCGAGAUUUUGGAUAUCAAUGAUGAGCAGACUCUCCCCAGGCUUAUUGAAACAUUAGAGAAACGCCAUCAGCUACGACAAAUGAUGAUGGAUGAGUUCACCAAACAAUCUCUUACUUUUAAAGGUAUGUUGCAAGAAUUUGACAAGGGUGUUUCAAAUAAAGAAAACUCCAUUCAAGGAAAACUGAAUGAAAAAGAAAAGGUGAUCUCAGGACAAAAAUUGGAAAUAGAACGACUGGAGAAAAAAACCAAAACUUUAGAAUAUAAGAUUGAAAUUUUAGAGAAAACAACUACUAUCUAUGAAGAAGAUAAGCGCAAUCUGCAACAGGAACUUGAGGCCCAGAAUCAGAAACUUCAGCAACAGUUUUCUGACAAACGCAGACUAGAAGCCAGGUUGCAAGGCAUGGUGACGGAAACAACAAUGAAGUGGGAGAAAGAAUGCGAGCGUCGAGUAGCAGCUAAACAACUGGAGAUGCAAAAUAAGCUCUGGGUGAAAGAUGAGAAACUGAAACAACUGAAGGCUAUUGUUACUGAACCCAAAACUGAAAAGCCAGAGAGACCCUCUCGGGAGCGGGAUCGAGAAAAAGCUGCUCCAAGAUCUGUUUCUCCAUCGCCAGUACCUCUUUCUGGUAACUCUAUUGCUCAGAUUUCCAACGGCCAGCAACUCAUGAGCCAGCCACAUCUACAUAGGCGCUCUAACUCUUGCAGCAGCAUCUCUGUAGCUUCCUGUAUUUCGGAAUGGGAGCAGAAAAUUCCUUCGUACAACACACCUCCCAAUGUCACAUCCAUUGCAAGGCGUAGGCAGCAGGAGCCAGGACAAAGUAAAACUUGUAUCGUGUCAGACAGAAGGCGAGGGAUGUACUGGACUGAAGGCAGGGAGUUGGUUCCUACAUUCAGAAAUGAGAUAGAAGUAGAAGAGGAUCAAUGCUACAGGAACGCACCACCACUUCGUCUCCGACACAGACGAUCACGCUCUGCAGGAGACAGAUGGGUAGAUCAUAAGCCUGCCUCUAACGUGCAAACUGCAACAGUCAUGCAGCCACAUGUCCCUCAUGCCAUCACAGUGUCUGUUGCAAAUGAAAAGGCACUAGCUAAGUGUGAGAAGUACAUGCUGACCCACCAAGAACUAGCCUCCGAUGGGGAGAUUGAAACUAAACUAAUUAAGGGUGAUGUUUAUAAAACAAGGGGUGGUGGACAAGCUGUUCAGUUUACUGAUAUUGAGACUUUGAAACAAGAAUCACCGACUGGUCGAAAACGAAGAUCUUCCACAGUAGCACCUGCCCAACCAGAUGGUGCAGAGUCUGAAUGGACCGAUGUAGAAACCAGGUGCUCUGUGGCUGUAGAGAUGAGAGCAGGGUCUCAGCUGGGACCUGGAUAUCAGCAUCAUGCACAACCCAAGCGCAAGAAGCCAUGAACUAACGUCUCGGUAACGAAAGAACAUUUUCAUUGUGUUGGUGAUUUUUCCAAAACCAUGCUGGGAGAAGUCCAGCUUUGUUGACUCUCACAGACCUCAGAUACAUUAUGCACUGGCCUAGAUCAAAGAUUUCCCAAAGACAUCUAGGAUUCAACAAACUUUUUAUAUAAUACGCCUUGCCAUAUUUAAUAUUAACAGCAAAGAGAGACCCUCUUUUCUCAUUGCCGUAUGGACCUUUUUAAUAAUGAUAUUUUUUUGUAUAUUUCUUGUAUACUCAUAAACUAAUCCGUGCAAGUGUUUGUCUUGAGUGAUUAAGGAAGAAGAUAUAUAGAUCACACUUUCUUUUAUAUUGUGACUUUUCCAGCUCUUGCCUGAAUAUUUCUUAAGGUUUUAUAAACAAAACAAAUGCUGCUACUGAUUAGCUGCAAAAAUGCACUUUAGACAUGUUGGACAAUUCAAACUUUCAAAAUAAAGAUAUCAGUGACUGGC
Messenger RNA from Myotis myotis, 3546 nucleotides. It is a transcript of the gene KIF23, whose product is annotated as kinesin family member 23. Bases 103 to 3057 code for a protein of 984 amino acids. Gene Ontology annotation, biological process: microtubule-based movement. Gene Ontology annotation, cellular component: nucleus; microtubule; kinesin complex. The record is from RefSeq and is a predicted model, not a curated record. The transcript has 25 exons. NCBI's taxonomy places the organism in Eukaryota, Metazoa, Chordata, Mammalia, Chiroptera, Vespertilionidae. Gene Ontology annotation, molecular function: ATP hydrolysis activity; ATP binding; microtubule motor activity.